Lineus longissimus is the source of this 1209-nucleotide messenger RNA. RefSeq names its product 3-galactosyl-N-acetylglucosaminide 4-alpha-L-fucosyltransferase FUT3-like. The transcript has 2 exons. Gene Ontology annotation, cellular component: membrane. Lineage: Eukaryota; Metazoa; Nemertea; Pilidiophora; Heteronemertea; Lineidae. The record is from RefSeq and is a predicted model, not a curated record. Bases 1 to 1209 code for a protein of 402 amino acids. Gene Ontology annotation, molecular function: fucosyltransferase activity.
AUGACAGCCAUUGGAACUCGGCGACGUCUCUUUCCCAUUGAGGAUAUGCACCAUAUGUUUCGCUACCUGUGUCGCGUGGAUCGCUUCAAGGGCGUGGUUGUCAGGGUAAUCACGGUAUUCCUCCUGGUUCCCUUGUUACUAUGGCUGGUUGCCAGGCCACCACUCAUCAAGCUUCCAUCACGAACUUCGAACUACUUCAAGGUCGCCUACGGAACGUUGUAUUACUUCGCCUCAUGGCGGGAGUCAUACACGAAGGAGGACGCGUAUCAACAUUGUGAAUAUAAGAACUGCAUUCCGACUAGAGAUGUCACAGAUGCAGACGCUGUUGUAUUCCAUAACUGGGAUAUCAACAUGCCUUUUUCAGAUACGAGGUCGGGGCGGAAUCGGGCGAAACAAGUGUGGAUUUACUAUGGACUGGAGCCCUUGGCGCGGACCAACUGGUUCCCGGCUGCACUCAAUGGCCUGUUCAAUUGGACAAUGACGUACAUGUCCACAUCAGACAUCCCACUCAAAUAUCACGUCUACGAAAAGGUACAGAAUGUUUCCUCAAGAAAGUGUGAUCUCACUCCCGUAUUGAAUAAACCUCGAACAGCGCUCAUGGUGGCAAGUCACUGUCAUACUGUCAGCAGGCGAGAGGAACUGGUCGAAGAGCUCCGAAAGGAUAUUGACGUGGAUGUCUUCGGUAAAUGUGGCGAACCGUGCCCAAAUAAUUGUGACUUUGGUUUGUUUGAAAAGAAAUACAAAUUCUAUUUUGCCUUUGAGAAUUCGAAAUGUUUGGAGUACGUCACCGAGAAAGUUUGGAUGAACGCUUUAGCCGUUGGUCUAGUUCCUGUGGUUCUUGGCGGGAAAACCAGAAAGGAUUACGAGAUGCUUCUCCCGCCAGAUUCAUUCAUUUACGCAGACGACUUCUCGUCACCAAAACUACUGGCGGGACAUUUAAGAACCGUCGGAUCAGACCCGAAACUUUACAACAAUUAUCUGAAAUGGAGGAAGGUUUUCAGACUGUCAAAUUCUCAAGAAAACACGGACUUGUGUUCAAUAUGUCGAGGUCUUAAUAACAAAACGCUGAUGUCUAAGCCACGCGUUGUUAGAAAUCUUGAAAAGUUUUGGAAUGUCACCCAGGACUGUCAUGGCGCUGGGCCCGGUGCACAUAAAACGAGAUGGGCUACUCUGAAGGGAUAUCUUCUUUACCUAUUCGGGGUGCUGUAA